This is a messenger RNA of Paramecium octaurelia, 488 nucleotides long. Lineage: Eukaryota; Ciliophora; Oligohymenophorea; Peniculida; Parameciidae. The record is from the annotation of a GenBank genome assembly.
AUGUGUUUUAUCACAAUUCAAUUGUAGAAUUGCUUAAUAUCAAAUUCAUAUUAAAAUUUCUAUUCCAUUAUUUGUUUUAUAUUAAAUUGCUUUAUAUUUUCUUAGUAUUUCUUUAACACCAUUCUAAGCGACUGAUGCUCCAAAAACAAUCAAAGUAAAAAAGCCAUAAUCUCUUUUUCAUCUCUUAAAUUUAAAAAAUGAGAGAAUAGGAUUUGAAAGUAUUUAGGGGAAUUCAUAUUGCAAAUAUGUUUUCUAUAACCUGAAAUUCAACAUAUGUAUAUUUGUCCUAGAAUAAAAUAUUAAGUAGAGGAGAUAAUUUCAAUAAAUUUUUUAGAAAUAGGAGCAUAAAAUUUUAUUUUUUGAAUAUGAUUAGAAAAUGGCCUAUAGUUGCACUGGUCGUUAAAGGUUAAUAUUGUUUCAUAACGUAUUUGAAAGGACAGUAUUUGGGCUAAGAUCAUCGUUUUUAGAAACUUUUCGGUUGACUUGAU